This is a messenger RNA of Artibeus jamaicensis (Jamaican fruit-eating bat), 3710 nucleotides long. RefSeq names its product nanos C2HC-type zinc finger 1 (gene NANOS1). The coding region runs from base 106 to 963 and encodes 285 amino acids. The transcript has a single exon. Gene Ontology annotation, molecular function: mRNA binding; zinc ion binding. The record is from RefSeq and is a predicted model, not a curated record. NCBI's taxonomy places the organism in Eukaryota, Metazoa, Chordata, Mammalia, Chiroptera, Phyllostomidae. Gene Ontology annotation, biological process: negative regulation of translation; oogenesis. Gene Ontology annotation, cellular component: perinuclear region of cytoplasm.
GGCGGCCCCACCCCCGCGGCUGGCCAGCGGGCAAGCUCCGCGCGUCCCUUCCGUCCGGCCCGCGCCGGCGGCGGGGAGGCGGCCCGCGCGGCCCGCAGCCGGCUCAUGGAGGCUUUCCCCUGGGCGCCCCACUCGCCCCGCCGCGGCCCCCCGCCCAUGGCGCUCGUGCCCAGCGCCCGCUACGUGAGCGCCCAGGGCCCAUCGCACCCACAGCCCUUCAGCUCGUGGAACGACUAUCUGGGGCUCGCCACGCUCAUCACCAAGGCGGUGGACGGCGAGCAGCGCUUCGGCUGUGCCCGCGGAGAAGACAGAGACGGCGGCGGCUCCCCGCCCUCCUCUUCCUCCUCCUCCUGCUGCUCCCCUCACGCCGGGCCUGGGCCCGGGGCGCUGAGGCCUGUGCUGGGGCCGCCGGACUACGAAGAGGAGGAGGACGACGACGACAGUGACGAGCCUGGGUGCGGGGCCCGCUACCUGGGGAGCGCGCUGGAGCUGUGCGCAGGCCCCGCUGAGGCCGGGCUGCUCGAGGAGCGCUUCGCCGAGCUGAGCCCGUUCGCGGGUCGCGCCGCCGCGGUGCUGCUGGGCUGCGCGCCCGCCGCGGCAGCCACCAGCGAGGUGACGCCGCGCGAGGAGCGAGCCCCGGCGUGGGCGGCCGAGCCCCGGCUGCACGCUGCCUCCGGGGCCGCGGCUGCCCGGCUCCUCAAGCCCGAGCUGCAGGUGUGCGUGUUUUGCCGGAACAACAAGGAGGCGGUGGCGCUCUACACCACCCACAUCCUGAAGGGACCCGACGGGCGGGUGCUGUGCCCCGUGCUGCGCCGCUACACGUGUCCCCUGUGCGGCGCCAGCGGCGACAACGCGCACACCAUCAAGUACUGCCCGCUCUCCAAAGUGCCGCCGCCGCCGCCCACCGCCCGGCCGCCCCAGCGCAGCACCAGGGACUCCCUGCCGGGCAAGAAGCUGCGGUGAGCGCAGCCUGCUGCCACCUGACGCCACGAGGGUCACCGCCUGCCCACUCUCAUCUUUGGUCUGCGCACCGUCUCUUCCUUGCUGUUGGGAAGGCGUGGAGACAGCAGUUGCUUCAACUUGCCGUGUCGUUCUGGAUUUUUCAAAGAAAGCAGGCCGUUCGGAGUACUGCGGUUGAGUCAAGACGCUAAAAUCUUGAUUUGUCUCUAGUUUCUAGUUUGUGCGCAUCCGGACAGUGAAGGCUGUGUGUAUUCCACUAACUGAAAUAUUGCAACUUAGAGGCGCCGUUUAUUUACUGUACACGUCGACCUAUUUUAGAUGCGCAUCAAUAUGAAAUUAUCUCAAUCAAAUCUUGGAUGUUUAAUUUUAUUAAUGGAGGCACUUUACUAGGUCUAGAAUAUUUUUUUAAAAGCCUCUUAAUUGAACUUAAAACCGAUGAUUUUAUGGAAUGUUGGCAAAAUGACUUUUAUUGUUUGAAACAUUUUUUUUUUAGUUGUCCUUAAUCCGUUACUCUUAUUCCAGGCAAAGCAAGCCCCUGGUAGCAUCUGUUUUGAGAAGUGAAGAAUUCUUUUCAGUAUUAAUUUGAGAAGGUAUUCCCUCUUUGUGGCUUGUUUCUGUCCUAGCUGAAGGUAUAAAAAAAAAAUGCACACUCUGUAGCGGGUAGAAUACAAUUUAUUCUUAGGUACCAGAUCUUUUAUUACUGAACUAGCAACUAGCAUUUUCCACCCUUAAAAGUUGUGCCGUUAUAAUCAUAUUGUGUACCCACUUGGAAAUGGUGCUGUUUAAGAAGUGACUUGUGUAUUUAUACUGUAACAGUAUACGAUUUCAUUAAUCUUGCCUAUAACUUUGCUACUUGGCUUUUUGUCUUUGUGCCCGCCCCCCAUUUCCAGUUCUUUAAAAACUGUGAUACUAAGAUCAAGAGCAGGUAGCAAUGACCCUGAAUCGUUCAAUGCCUGGGUUCCAAAGUAGUGGAAAACCCAUUCCAGCCCUCGCCUCUCAAGCUAAGUGGAAGAUGAAACUCUUUGCACCCUGGAAGGUUCAUGUAAUAACCUGUGUUCCUGAAGGUUCCACUCUGGGCUGCCUGGCUUUAGGGUGUCGGACCUUUUGGUGUCUCUGGGCCACACGUUAAAUGCAUUGCAACAGGUAACCGCAAAAUAACCGCAAAACUCAAUGUUUUAAGUAAAUUUACAGUUUUGGGUUGGGCUGCAUUUAUAGCCAUUCUGGGCCCCAUGUGGCCUGUGGGUUGAACACUCUCGGAUGGUCCCCAAGCCAGAAGAAGCAGUAAUUAUGGAGCUGGGGGUUGGAGACGAGGAGCAAAACCUAUGUUCCCAUUCUCACUGGAAGACCCCAAUGUUCCUGGAACUCUACCAGUUAUAGAUAAAUGAGGUUAAACCUGAUUCUUAGGCAAAGGUUCUUAACCACUAUCCUACCUGCCACCCUCCUUUUUAUAUCCCCCAAGUUGAAUGCCACACCAUCACGGGCAGCCUAUCCAGAGAGGCAGAAAUGGAAAUAAAGAUAAAACCACCAGAAAUACAAAAUGCCUAUCUGAAAAUAUCAGCAGGAGAUUAACCUAAGCACAUAAAGAUUCCAGCAGGAGAAUUUAAGAGAUUAGACUGCUUUCAUAUUAAAGAGCUAGCAUCCUCCACAACAAACUGGCUUGAGCACUACUCUGAAGGUGUACUAGAGCUUGGAGUAAAUCCUCUUGGGUACCUCGAGAGCCUUUUUGUUAGAGGAAGAAGGCGUGUCACUCGGGAGAGGGAUGGGGGACAUGCAGACUGUUUCUGGGCCAGGAAGAGAAACUCCACUCCUGCCCUAGGCGGAAAAACUUCCAAAUUAACUGGGCCUAAACUCAAGUAGAUUAAUAAAGCCACAUAAUCCCUCUUGUUUGGCUAGAAAGUACACCAGCGUAAGUUAGUUGUGCUUAUGGGGUACUUUUCAGGUGGAUGUGAAUUCGCCUUAGCCCUCCUCCUGCUGUUCCCUAUCUUUUCAGCGAGUCACUAUAAACAGAUCAGUGCAUUCCUCAGACCAGGAGGAGCAGGCAGGCAGUUUCUUUGUAUCCUUAAGAGGAGCUGAAUUAUAGACACUUUCCCCGUCCCAGACUUCACUAGAUAGAUCUUCAAAACAAGUCACUGGGUGGGACGUGCCUAAAGGGGAACACACUGAACAUCGGUUUUAGCUUUGAGGUCAGGAGCGUGUUGGGAAGAGGAUCCAAAAGACCCUCAGCCAGGUUGGCAACCAUUGUAUUAAUCCAUUUAAAACAAAACCUGUAUUAUUUAUUGCCCCCGCCCCGAAAUUUGCCUUCUCCAGCUAAUAUUAAAAUACUGAGAGAUAUAAAGAGGGUAUUACUACCCUUACGUUUCUAGAGAUAUCUUAUUAAAAGUCUAGUAACCACACUCACAAAUUAGGUUGGCUUUAAAGUACAUUAUUAUGUCUUUUAUGUGAAAUAAGACAUUUUUCAUUUUGACCAGUAGCUUUAUUGACUUUUUAUUGGUAUUUUCAGUAUAUCUCCUAUUUCCAGCUAUUGAUUUCUAGUGGGUAGGGGCCGGGGUGCUGCUAAACAUCUUCCAAUGCAUAAGCUAGCCCCACAGCAAAGAAUUACUUGACCAAAAUAUCAAUACCAAGAAACUUCACAAACUGGUUUUAACAUGUUCGAUCAGUCAGGGUAUCUUCUCUGUACACUGCACAAAUCUUUUUUUACAUUUCAGCUGCAUUUUUACCUUUGCUGAAAUAAUAAAGCAUAAUACACCGAU